Messenger RNA from Nipponia nippon (crested ibis), 948 nucleotides. It is a transcript of the gene LYVE1, whose product is annotated as lymphatic vessel endothelial hyaluronan receptor 1. Gene Ontology annotation, biological process: cell adhesion. Lineage: Eukaryota; Metazoa; Chordata; Aves; Pelecaniformes; Threskiornithidae. The record is from RefSeq and is a predicted model, not a curated record. Gene Ontology annotation, cellular component: plasma membrane. Gene Ontology annotation, molecular function: hyaluronic acid binding; transmembrane signaling receptor activity.
AUGGCAACUUAUUUUGGAGUUACCUCAGCAGUGUUUUUCAUCUGGGUUAUGACAUUCAUGGCUCAAAAUUACUUUAUAACAGGUUCCAUUCUUUCACCUUGCAGGAUCACAGGUGUAGGAAUUUAUAUUGAGGAGAAAGUUAAUUUCUCAGAAGCAAGUAAUGCAUGUAAUCAACUGAAUCUACAACUGGCAAGUAAAGACCAAGUUGAAAGGGCUUUGAAACAUGGCUUUGAAACAUGCAGCUUUGGAUGGGUGAAAGAUGGAUUGGUUGUCAUUCCUCGGAUAUCAUCCAACAAGAAAUGUGGUAAGGGCAACGUUGGACUAGUGCAAUGGCGUGCUGACCUCUUUAAAACAUUUAUGGUUUACUGCUUCAAUUCCUCAGAUGUUCACAUUAAUUCAUGUAAACCAGAUCCAACUACAACCAUACCACCUUCAUUAAGUGCACCAACGGACUUAACUGCAUAUUCAGGCUCUGAUUUGACCGAGAACACCACAGCAGCGCCCAAUGUGACUGAGUCAGAACAAUCCCUGAAAAAUAUAAAAAUUCGCGUAAUAUGUAUAACUGAAACUAUAUUGCCAACAGAAGGGACUACUACAAAAAUCCCAGAGGAACACGCACCGAUUGACUCUCCGAACUACACUUCCCGUGCUGCUUUUAAGAAUGAUGCCAUUGUCUUUGGAGGUAUCCCCACUGCACUUCUUGUACUGGCAGUCGUCUUCUUCAUUGUUUCCGUUGUUCUAGCAGUCUGCUAUAUCAAAAAGUACAAGAAAACCUUCCCAUUUUCAAACAAGAAUCAGCAAAAAGAAAUGGUUGAAACUACUGCCCUCAAAGAGGCUAAGUCAAAUGACAAAACACCUGAGAAGGAAACAAAGAAUAAUGGAAAAAAGGUAGAAGAGUCUAAAAUCAAGCCUGAGGCCACAGUAAAAUGUCUAGAAGCAGAAGUUUAA